AUCUUCGGUCGCUAUUAAAGCCACGAAAUAUUGUGGUGGUCGAGUAAGUGUUUAAGUAUUCUGCUGUCUUUGCCGAGAGCGUCUGCGUCCAGAGGGUGGGUUCUCCUCGGAAGCCAAGAGCACUAGAACCGUCUUGAAGAAGCCUUCUCCUGUGGUCUCAGUCUCUACUUUUCUGCUAUAAGUACUUCCAAUCACCGAGAUGGCCAGUACAGCUUCUCCUGCCUGCUCGUCGCCAACUCUUUUGCAGGAGCAAAAGCUAGAAUUUCCUCCAUCGCCAAAAAUCGAAGCCUCCAGUCCGAAUGCACGCUUGCGGCAGAAGUUAGCAGCAGGGUCGGCCGCGCUGCAAGAAUGCGCCCAGCAGCUGCAGAGCGAGCGAGACGCUGCCGCCUUAGAGGAAGUACCGGAGGAGCAAAAAGCGGCGAAGGCGCACCUCGACCUCUUGGAACGCACGCUGGCCACAGAACAGGGACGGAGGGAAGCGGCUUACAAGGCACUUCGCCACUUGCACGAAGACGCGGGGACCGAAAUUUUCCUUCACGUCGAGCAGAAGGUGCAGGCAAAAGUGGAGAAGCUGCAAAAUUCAUUUCGCGCACUGCACGUUCGCUGCGAAGCUCUCGAAGUGAAAAAAGCGCAACAGAACACGGAAAACGCCGCAGAUAUCAAGCAACUGCAACAGGAGUUGUCUCGAUUGGAAAACUGCACGGAGAGCAUUCGGAAAGUGUUCGAGAAGGAACGAGACCAUGCUCCACAAGGGCACCAGGUACUUAGCAACACCAUGCGCUGCUGCUGUCGACAAAGUUGUACAACUUCAAAUUUGAAUUUGAUGAUCUUGGUCUAGCUAAAGUUACAAGUAAAAGCUGCAAAAGAACCCACUCACAGCUAGAAGUUCAAGGUGUAAUAGAAAAUGGUGACGACACAGCUGCCGAGUCCUCACGGACGUGUUCUCAUUUUUCGAGGCGGAAAAAUGAAAAACUAAAUGUUGAAGUUCCCUCUUUAUUCUGAUUUAUUAUGCAAGGUCUUCUCCGACACCUUGGACACGCUUUUCCCGACCUUGAACACGAAGAUGGAUGAGUAUGUCGCUGAGACUGCCGAGAAGCUUCAUUCCCUCAACGCAGUCCGCAGCGUGUCGCCCGUCGUUGAUACCAGUCCGAAUGCCGACGUGCAGGUCACUCCGGCAGAGGAGUUCCACGCCUACUGCCUGGAAAUUUUCUACGAGCUCCGACUCCAACUUCAGCAGGAGAAGCACCUGCGCCGAGACUGCGACGAAGAUCUGGUGGAUCGCGUUUAUGCAUCGCAAAUAUGUCUGGGUCUGGAACAAGGUUGCAACUUGUGAUGCUGUCUUUGAAUUCGAAAAAAAUCUGUAUUGCUUCAGCAGCCAGAGGAGUCCAGUCUGUGCUACGCCAGUACGCCAUUUCUCAUGCGGGAUAGGCAUCAGGAAGCCGACGUCUAAAAAUCUGUGAUGCUAGGUCAUGCAUUACAGGCAAGGCAUCGUGGGACAUAAAAAACGUGCAUGACAAACCUCGCUUUCCUCCAGACCGAGACACAUUUGCAGUGGAUCGCGUUGAGAAGUAUGCGCAAGAGAUCCAGGACGGCAUACGCCAACGGAACGAAGAAGGCGAAGAUGACGGCGCCGACUUGACGGAGGUACUGGAGGAGCGGAACUAUGUUCUUGCCCACGACGAGACUAAGGCUAGCAGUACUGGAGCAAAAGAUGCUUUGCUUCUGCAGAAGGGGAAAAACGAAGGCGCAGGCGGGGCCACAGUAGACGAACCAAAAACGUCACAGCAACACGAUCAUCAAGGAUCGCACUCUGACGACAACGCACAAGCGAUGAAAGCGGAAACGUUGCUGCCGCUGGAACUACAACUACAAGCUGGCGCAGGUCGUGUCGGAGGGGAAGAAGAAACGGGAACUGUAACUGAAGUGGAAGGUCGCGACAAUAGACCUGCGCCGCAGCCAACACAAGGGAGACUUCCGGAUGAACGGGUCACUGCAGAGUCACCAGAGAAAGGACCGUCGUCGGUCUCACUCCCACCACUGGUGGACCUAGAUGACCUGGGCAAAGUGGUGCCGCAACCACAGCCACCUCCUGGGGUUCGAAGUACCUCGCGGCCACCCUCGUCGCGAGCAAGCAAAGUUAAAUUACACAAUCCAGCAACUAACACGAAUACGGGGGACGGCGACGGUUUCACGUGAAGAAACACGAAAGUUGCCCGUGAAGAAAAGAUUUUACAGAUUUAUCAUGCAGCAGCGGACAACUUCCAAUAAAUAUUGAAGUUCAUAAAGUAUGCGACAGUCUCAGCCAAGCGAUAUGAGAUGAAGAACAACAUCACUCAACAACAACAUCAAGUGCAAAACUUGAUUAUGAUUAGGAAAAACAAAAUGUUAUCCAAGGUGCUGUGCAGGAGAAACAUAGAAAUCUGAACUUUCACAAUCAGAAUCGAGGCUGAUCAUUCAAACCUUUUCAGGGAAUCGCUACAGUUUUCGCGCAGACGAUGUGGAUGUCAUUUCUCCGUUAUUUGAAGCAGUGGAUUGCAGCAGCGUGCGCCGAC
This is a messenger RNA of Amoebophrya sp. A120, 2552 nucleotides long. NCBI's taxonomy places the organism in Eukaryota, Dinophyceae, Syndiniales, Amoebophryaceae. The record is from the annotation of a GenBank genome assembly.